UAGAGGGAAGCCGCACCCUGCCCAGAUAGUGGUCCUUGUCAAUAGUAAUUUAGAUUGUAUAUUAGUAUUUAAGACAUUCUAGCGAAUUGUGUUUGUAUGAAUCCAAAACUAGAACUUUCAAUUAAUCAAUUUAAAUGUGAUUAGUGUGUUAAGUGAAUUGCAGUGCACAAAUAAUUGAGAAUUAUAGUGAGUGACUGGUCUGCAAUACUACCUUGCAACCGACGAAAAAGGAGCUGGCUGGAUUACGGUCUGACGUGUUUGGGAAUUGGAGCUCCUGUCGGUUAGCAGAGCGUCUGAGCAAGUAUGAAUGAGUUGGAUAGUCUACGACAGGAAGCAGAAACAUUAAAAAAUGCCAUCCGAGAUGCCAGAAAAGCAGCUUGUGACACAAGUCUGGUGCAGGCCACCAGCAACAUGGAGCCCAUCGGCAGGAUACAGAUGCGAACACGGAGAACUCUCCGUGGACACCUCGCCAAGAUAUACGCCAUGCACUGGGGCUCUGACUCCAGGAAUCUAGUGUCCGCUUCACAAGACGGUAAACUCAUAGUUUGGGAUAGUUACACGACUAACAAAGUUCACGCAAUUCCUUUACGUUCAAGUUGGGUGAUGACCUGUGCCUAUGCGCCAUCAGGAAGCUACGUAGCUUGUGGUGGACUCGACAACAUCUGCUCCAUAUACAGUUUGAAAACGAGAGAAGGUAACGUGCGAGUUAGUCGGGAACUUCCCGGUCACACAGGUUAUUUGUCCUGCUGUCGGUUUCUCGACGAUAACCAAAUAGUCACAAGUUCAGGAGAUAUGUCAUGUGCGCUGUGGGACAUAGAGACUGGACAACAAUGCACGUCGUUCAUCGGCCACACUGGAGAUGUAAUGUCUCUGUCCCUUGCUCCCGACAUGCGUACCUUCGUUUCAGGCGCCUGCGACGCUUCUGCCAAAUUAUGGGACAUCCGAGAAGGCUCGUGCAAACAAACUUUCCCCGGCCACGAAUCAGAUAUAAACGCAGUUACAUUCUUCCCCAACGGAUACGCAUUUGCGACGGGGUCGGACGACGCAACGUGUCGCCUCUUUGACAUUCGGUCUGACCAGGAGCUAGCGAUGUACUCUCAUGACAACAUCAUCUGUGGAAUCACCUCUGUGGCGUUCUCUAAGUCCGGACGGCUGCUGCUCGCCGGCUAUGACGACUUUAACUGCAACGUCUGGGACUCCAUGAAGACAGAGCGUGCGGGUAUCCUGGCGGGACACGACAAUCGAGUGAGCUGCCUGGGAGUGACGGAGGACGGCAUGGCCGUCGCUACAGGAUCUUGGGACAGCUUCCUGCGAAUCUGGAACUAAACAAGCAUCAUGAAUAACAAACUAUAUGAAACACUACAGUAGAACCCACCUCGGUGACCCCCGUCUUCCAGUUUUGAAGCAAAGAGUGGGGUCACGAUCCCCGCUCUACCCUCGGGGUUCUACUGUAUUUAUUGUUAUUAUUAUCGUAAUAUAUUUUUUAAAAUUACUUAUUAUCUCCUACAUAUGUAAUUCGUUUGUUGAGAUUCGACGGUGGUAUUUAUUAUUUUAUUUAUGUUGAAACGGUGUUACAUUCGACGAUCACAGCAUAACGCACAUUGUACACUCACGAUCGUUACUUCGCACACGGUAUUCUCUUAGUAGAUUGUCGCGAUCGGAACUCCAUAUUAUUUAUUUAAACAAAAAAAGCUUAGACUUCUCCGGCAUCGUACAAAACUGUAAUGGCACAAUUUUUUAUUUUUAAAUCGUGGACUCGUUUUUAAGAUUUAGUGUUUAUUGACCACCGAGUAUAUUUUCUGCAUUUACGAUGUAUUAUAUUCUGUUGGAGGGGAUUUUUCUAGUCAUACGCAGUCUUACCUCGAGCAACAUACCUAUUUGUACAGGGACCAGCUACAACGGGGCAACAAUUAUAAUGGAUUUUAUCUCUGAUUUCUGUCUGUCAGCACGGGAUGUGAUCCGUAACCUACUGUAUUUCAUGAGUGCUUUAUCUUAUAUAAGUAGAAAAUCAUGAAUGAGUAAUUACUGCCAUUUGCUUAUAAACAUGUUGUGGGUGAGACUUAUAGGAUAAUAUGUGUACUAUUACAAAUUUCAUCACACUAGAUUUUGAGAAGAAAAUAAUACAUAUACUAUAAUUAUUAUCGAAGUGAUCGUUUAGAUAUCCCCCUCCCCCAGGCGACGACCUGGCGUAGAAACCCUUUUUGUAUAUCUAUGGAAUAUUUACUAACAACAAGACGUGUGGCUUUCGAAUAUUUUACUUUUUUAAUGGACAUUUACUUAUUUAUUCCUGUGACGAGAACGGUUUCUUUAGCUUGGUGACUGCGCAUCAGCCUAGAUCCGAAGUCUGUACAUGUAUAAACAGUGUGAAUGCGGAGGGAGAAGCGCACGCCAAAGUGUGUCUAUUUGCGACAUUUCAACUAACUGUAUUACCGUCAUUUUCUUUGUAAGAAUGAGUUUUAGGUUUAGAGUUUAAUGUGUGUACCGUACCGUUAAUAUUAUCGUCCGGGAGUACGAAUGAUCACUAGGUCGUAUACGGACGUCUCCAGCUCCCUCUUAGUUCGUGUGGAUGUAAACUGUUUCAAAACUUUGGGCUCUCCCGCAGGCAGCACUAGGCAGUGCUCAUGGGUUCGAGUGUAAAAAAAUCAGGUACAUCGAAUCUCAAAGGAUAACAGACUCGAUGUAAGGGCUCAGGGUAUUUUUACACGUAACCCAGCUAAAUUAAAACCCACCUCUUGUAAGCGAAUGGCAUAUCACGGAAUAACAGGCUUGGAAGUAGGUGUAUUGGACGAGCACUGUCAGUCGCCCAAAGCUUUGGAAAUCUUCCCGUGCGGGUCGGGGUGUUAUCCCUCCGAUCCGUGUCGUGGAUGUCUUUUGAAAGGAAGACAUUUGUAUUAUUGUACAAUACGAAUAAGGCGGGGCAAAUCGUCAUUUGCCUCGUCUUGGGCUGUUUCUAUCUAUUGCAAAACAUGAAGUUUGUAUAUGAGUGUCCUCUUCUUUUGUCAUCAACACAUUGUGGGCUGCUUUCAAAGUGAUUUUGUUCCUGUGGCAAAGAACGCUUGAGUUUGCCCGUUUUAUUUGCUUGAACCUCAACAGGACGUGAUGUGGAGGAAUCGAACACUCUCAUAUUUGCUGCCAUCACACCUGUGACAAGGCAAGUUACCACGUUAUAACCCGAGGUAACCCUUUGUCCAUUGUGCAUAUAGUAAAACAAUUGUGUAGUUUUAUGUUAUCUUUUUGUAUAUGAUUCAAAAAAUUAAUCUAAAAAAGAGAAAAUUUGAUUACAAAAUUAUUGCAAGAUGCUGUUUAGCUUAUGAAUGACUGUUUUAUUGUGAUUCGUCUUGUAAAGUAAACUAUAAAAAAUCUCACUUGUCCAAUAAAGCUACUUGUCUUUAA
Messenger RNA from Macrosteles quadrilineatus (aster leafhopper), 3393 nucleotides. Its product is annotated as guanine nucleotide-binding protein G(I)/G(S)/G(T) subunit beta-1. Bases 304 to 1326 code for a protein of 340 amino acids. The record is from RefSeq and is a predicted model, not a curated record. The transcript has 9 exons. Gene Ontology annotation, molecular function: protein binding; signaling receptor complex adaptor activity. Lineage: Eukaryota; Metazoa; Arthropoda; Insecta; Hemiptera; Cicadellidae. Gene Ontology annotation, cellular component: heterotrimeric G-protein complex; cytoplasm. Gene Ontology annotation, biological process: G protein-coupled receptor signaling pathway.